GGGUCGCUGUGAUACAGAAUCAACUGUACGGCAGAGGGUUUGGUUUUUUGGUCUGGUCUGCAUCUUAAUCCCCAGCACCUGUGAAUAUGAAUACUUGUACGGGUUUUGGGUGGGUACAUCUUUGUACAUAUAAGGUGUAUUUCUGUGAACAUUAACCAUAGGAUAUAUGUUUAGAAGGGAAUUGCUGGUUCAUGAGAUAGAUGCAUUAAAUAUUUGAAUGUAUUGCUAAAUUGCCUUCCAAAAAGUAACACCAGUUUGUACUUUGACAAGAAGUGAAAGCAGUGAGAGUGCAGUUUCCUAAACUCUUGUAAACUUUCUCAAUUUUUAUCAAUUUGGUUGGUGACUAAUGACAUUUAAUUGUUUGGAUAUGCAUUUCUUUAGUUAUGGGUGAGUUUGAACAUCUUAUUUAAGUUGUAUUAUAAGUCUUGUAUUUUAAAUAACAAAACGUUCGUUUUUUGUCAAAUACAUGUAGUUAAAAGAUAUUUUGAUCUUCUUUUAUUCUUUUAAAUGAAGGACUGUGUUGAUAAAUUGUAAAUGUCUGUAGGAAAAGGCAUUCUUAUAUCUCUCCAAUUAAGUGAGCAUUUGCAUGUCCUCUGUAUAAGAGAUGUGAGUCAUAGUGGUAGAGGCUUUUGACUACAAAAAUGAGUAAGGUUUGGUUACCUCUGCUUUUAGGGUUGAGAUAGAUGUGUGUACGUAGACAAGAAUAACUGACAAGACCAUGGCUGCUAACAGAGGUAUUAACAUGUGAAGACCUAGAAGAGCACAGGAAAGGAAGACAGUUGCCAGUGCUUUGUGGAGGAGAUGGGAUGGGACAAGAUCUUUGUCAGUAAAAAACAGGUAGGAUUUUUAUAGUAGAGCCUGGGGAAUUGACAGUCCUGAGGAGGAGAUCAUGUGGGCAACCUGGGGUGGUUGGGGAAAUGAAGGUUGACUUUGGAAAACAGCAGAGUCCUGUGUCUGAAGUAUAGAGGGUGUGUGACAGGUGUGUGUUUGGUGUGCUGGGGGAGGUAUAGGGACAAUUGUAGUGGGAAAUGAGAGUGAUAGGCCUUAAAUAGUAGAGGGAAUUUGAAUUUGGGGGUGGUUGAAGGUUUUCAGGCAUGGGGAUGAUGAUAGGUCUGUGGGUUAGGAAGAUGACACUGUAAGAAGCAGGGCUUGGAAGCAGGAAGGCAAGGCCAUUCUAGGUAUCCAGGAAUGAGAGAUUAGAAGAGGUAAAAAGUAGAAAACAGGUGGGAGAGCCAAGUUUGUAAUACCUUAAAAAGAUUCUUAACUAUUGUUUAAUUUUCAGCGGAGCAAAGUGAGUACUUCUGGAUUCAAACAGUAAUUUACCCAGCUUUUGGAGAUAGAAAGAAGGGAAUUAAACUUUGGUGACAUAAUGUAGUAAACGGUUCUAAAAGUGGACUGAUAGGUUUAAUGGGGCAAUUGAGAAAUUUCCUGCUGAGGACCUGAAGGAAUUGUUGAGAAACAGAAGAAAGAAUUAUUAAUGUAGUUCAAACCUUCAGUUAGGGACAGAUGGAGAUAAUUUGCAGCACCCCUAAGGAUGAGCUGAAAAAUGGGAAAGUGGGAAAAGGCAACGUUAGAAGCUAUGAAAUCUGGAAAGGAAAUAGUUGUAUCAUAAUUUUACUGUUUGAAAAGUGUCUAGUAGUUGAAUAUAUGAACAGUUUAUUAUGAGUGUCUUCAUAUUUUCCUGAAAGAAAUAUGUUCUAUUUAUUUUCGUAUGUAUCCUAAUUGCGAGACAGACCAUUUAAAAAGCAUUGCAUCUUGUAGGGUGGUAGAAUUAUUUAUUGAACACUUACUAGUUCCAGACAUGGUACUGGAGCCUGGGAAUCUCUGCUGAAUAAAAGCUGCUGUAGUCUUUGCCUUCAUGGAAGUUAUGUUCUGGUGGGGGGAACUGUAAAAGUCACUCAAGUAGAUCUAAGGACUCCGUCUAAUAUAGACAUAAAUUAAAUUUUGCUUAAAGGGAACUUAGAGUCUAUGAAAUGGAGUAAUUUUUGAUGUUGCUUUUUGAAGGUCAAAAGAGUUUUGUCUCAUUUUAGAGCGUUUUUGACAGUUAAUUUUGAGUUAAAAUUUAUUUAUUUAUAAGUAGGACUGCAGUCCUUAAGACAGAUAUUGUCUUCCGGAAAACUUGUUCUGAUUUGAUCAUUUUCCCUUGGAAAGAACAGUUGUCACCACAGUAGUGGUUUUUACCUUAUCUUUACGCCACACACAUUCAUUAUUGAGAGACUUUACUUCUGUAGUACAAGAGCUUGUUUCAUAAAAGUUUUUCAAAAUAGGAAUGGUAAGAAGAUUAAUAGAAUCUCAUUGAAUAUUUUACAGUCUUAAUUUUUUUGCAUUUCCCUAUGAUGGUUCUGUAGGAUAUCCCAAAUUGUCAGUAAAGAUAGGUAAAUUUACCUAGGAGUUGGGCUGAAGGCCUGCAGUUACUCAGCAGUAUUACAGUAAGCUAUGCAGAGGGAAGAGAUUGAAGACAGGACUCUCAGGAUUCAUGGAAGACACAGUUUGGAGGAAGGCAAUUUGCUGAUUAAGACAAAGUUAUUGAUAUCUAAGAAAGGGUGUGGGCAUACAGGGAAGAUGAGAGGAAUAAGGAAAGUUGGCUUAAGUGGGCAGAAAUGGAUGAGUGAUUUGAGCAGAUAUAUGAAGAAGAAUUCUCUAUUCUUUAAAAAACAAACUCUUCAGAGGUUUAUUGUGACUCUUAGGGUAGAGAUCAGACUAGUCACAGGGCCUGUAAGUCCCCCUAUCCAGAUGACCUGGCCCUGGCUUCCUUAUGCAGUCUCAUCUCAUGGGUGUCUGGAUCAUGGAACUACCCUGGUUCAGGGUUUCGCACAUGCUGCUUCAUUGGCCUGGGAUCAUCCCUUCCCACCUUUAGUUAACUUCUUUCUGUUACAGUUUCAGCUUGGGUGUCACUUUGGCAGGGAAGCCUUCUCCCUCCCUGCCCCUGUUCACCCUAACUACUUUUAAAAUCUCAUGCCUCCUGGUACUUUUCCUUCAUAAUGCCUGUCCUGUCAUAGUUGGCAGUUUAUUUAGUGCUUAUUUGAUUAAUGUUCUUCAGAGAGGAGGGGCAGUAGUGUUUUGCCCUGCUUGCGAUUUCAAGGGUUUUCAGGGUGUUUGGCACUAAAUAAACGUGUUGAAUGGAUCAAUGAACUAUGCAUUUUGGUCUUUACUAGUUGGUCUCAAGGACCAAGGGACUAUAGCAGGGGAUGGUGUGCAUUUGGAGUAAGAGCUGAACAGGGAGCAUGGGAGCCUUAAGGAAGAAGAAAAAGGGGAAGCUUUUUAAAAAUAGGAUUGCAAAGGUCUAUGUAUGUAGUCAGGAGAAAGAUUUAUUUAUUCAUGGAUUAACUAAAAAUAUGCAUAAUAAAAGCUUACUAUACACUGGGCACAGAGCUGGAAUAGGGACCAGAAAGAAUGUGCCUUCUGUGUUAAAGGAGUAUGUAAUUUUAGUAGUUUAUUGAAAUUGAUACAGCCCUUAGUGGUCAUUUAGAGGAAUUUUAAAUUGUGGAGAAGAGUCAGCCUGGAUAGUCUUCACUAUUCCUAGCCAACAGACUGAAGUUCUUUCAACAAUUAUAUCUUGAAUGUAAAUUAAGCAUUUGUAAGACCUGUCAGGUUCACAUUUAAAAUAAGAUCCAGCUUUGACUUCGUUUUAAAAGUGACAGAAACGUGAAGAAAGUAGCUCGUUUGGAUGAUUUUGGCUUCAACUUCAAGUUUGGAUGACAGAACGAGAAGGGUGAUUGAAGGAAAGUUCAUUGUACGGAAGUUUUCAAAAGUGAGUUUUGUAGUUAGAAAAUUGUUGAAGGUAUUGAUUUUGUCAGAUACAUGAGUUUUUUUUUCUUUUUAGGUUUAUAAGGGAUUUGUUUCAAUGUAGUUCUGUAACUUUUUUCAGUGACUAGUUUGUCUAGUAAAUACUUUGUAAAAUAAAUACCGUUCAGAUAGUUUAUUGGUCUCCCUUCUGUGCCAGGCCCCAUGCUAGGCCCUUGGGACAUAGUAAAAAUCAAAGGGACAUGCUUGGUCCCUGCCCUCAUGAAGCUUUUCAGUAGAGUCACAGCUCACUGGAGAGAAAUGUGAAGGAAACAUGGCUGAGGGCAAGGCCAGCUCUUUAUUUACCUAUUUAUGUGUUUACUUCUGUUUUUUCUUGAAAGUAGUUUUGGUGGCAACAUUUUAGACUACUUUAAGCUACUUGUUGCUUUAUCUGUUACAAGACAGAGGAUAAGGAGGAUAACAUUUAUAAUACCCAGGUAAAAUAAAAGCUUGGCUCUUCAGCCUGUUGGCAGAUUUUUAAAAAAGAAAUGUCCAUGUAAAUCAGUGAGUUUCUCCCCUUAAAAAAUAAUCUACUAUUCAAUAACAGUAACAGUAAAAACCAGUUGCUGUCGAGUCGUUUCUGACGGAUGGUGACCCCAUGUGUGUCAGGGUAGAACUGUGCUCCAUAGGGUUUUCAGUGGCUGAUUUUUCAGAAGUAGAUUGCCAGGCCUUUUAGCUACUAUUAAUAGAUUGUUUGCUACGGACCAGGCACUGUACAGAUUGAUUAUUAGUUAUUUUAAUAUUCUCAGCAACUAUACAGGGUAGUUGGUAGUAUCCUUUUUUAUAAGUUAGAAAACUGAGAUGCAGGGAAAUAAAUUUGCUUCAGGUUAAUUGGUAGUAGGUUGCAUAUAUUGUCUCCAGAUAAAAAAAGCCUAGUGAAAAGCCUAAACCAAACCAAACCUAAACCUAUUGCCGUAAGGUUGAUUCCGACUCGUAACGACCCCUAAAAUUAAACAUUCAGAGAAAAAAGAAAAAUGUAGAGCUUCUGUGUGACCCAUUAAUUGAACUAGGUGAAAGUUCUGGUAUGCUGGGUUUGCAGCCUUGUGUUACUGGUUCAUUAGUCUUUGGAUGAUAAGCAAGAAAACGUAGCAGCUUCCUGUGUUUGGGAAAUUCUCUACCUUAGUGUUGGUGGAAGGUAGAGAGAUCUUCCUCUGUGGAAACCAGAUGCUCACUUUCCUCUUGUCUUUUGCAGUUAGAAUACAGGCAUGUGACCUAGGUCUGCCCCUCCUGCUGGUGCCUUACUGAGUCAGAAGCCGGAGAUUCGCAGAAGCAGGCACUUGUAUGUUCUGCAGUGCGAGGGGAAUGGCAGCUACAUCUGUUUUCCAGAGGCGGCAGUGACAGCGAUUCCAGUUGUAGCAUUCAUGUAGUUUCUGGUGUCACUGGUUAUCAGUUCAAGUUGCAGUGACUGAGUCCUGUGUUGUCUCCCUUGGACAAGAUCUGUGGUUUGCUUUUUGAGUGUUUUGGACUACAUAGCCUUCCAACCUGAGCCUCCUGGGAUUUUCUGUGAGUUGCCUCAUAUGUUUUAAUAACUUCCUUUUCAGCUUAAACAAAGCCAGAGUUAGUUUCUUUUGUUUGCAACUAAGAACCUUUGCUUGGAUGAUGCUACUUAAAAUAAGAUGAUUCUCAGGAAUUAAUUUUCUAGGCCCAGUAUUACCUGCAUCUAGAUCAGAGUUUACUUAUGGGAAGAGUGUGCAGUAUAUGUUAAGUGAAAUACAUAUAAAACAGUUUGUUUAUUGAUUUAAUUAAUUUGCUGAAUUUGAGUGUAUUUUCUAGGCCAGGAUACCUUCUAGGUGUAAGAGAUAUGGGAGUGAUGAGAUAGACAAGAUCCCUGCACUCAUGGAGCUUAUGUUUUGUAAUAUUUAGAAUGAAUAAGAGAGCAAAUAACGUAAUUACAAAGGGUGAUAAAUGUCAUGAUAAAGGCAAAGAUAGGAUAAUGGGAUAAUGAUCUAUGUAUGUGUAGGGGUGGGUGAAUAUAUGUAUGCUUUAUAAGUAUUUAGUUUAGAAAACACAGUAAUACAUGGAACAAUUGUUUUCAGAUACUGAAUAAUGAGCAGCACGGGACUGUGAUCCCUGACAGACAGGAAAUGUAGGAGUGUUAUAGUUUUGCUGCUGGACUCUUCCCUCCCUCCCCCACCCCAUCAGGAUGAUAUGAGACUUGAAAGAAGACGAUGCAUACAGGCUCCUGUCACGUGCCAGGGAUUGCUUAGGGUGUGUUUGAUGGAAGAAAAACACAUUGCUCUCAAGAAGCUUCCUCUCUUGUGAUGAAGAUGGGACAGUCUUCCCAUAACUGUAAUAAUAUGGUUUGUAAUAUACGUCUUAUGAAUGAUAAAAAUUGAAUGCAGUAAGAGUUUAUAGCACAGGAAAGGAGAAAUCCUUUGUGAUUGGGAACACAUCAUGGGAUGGGUGCCAGUAAGGUAGGUCCUAUAGAUAGGAUUUUAAAAAACCAUUUAUUUUCAAAACCAAAAAUUCUUCAAGUAGAAAACAUAGGUAACAAUUUAAAAAAUCACAAAAGAGAAAAAAUAUCUCCAUUUUUUAUUUCACCAUCCAAAGAUAACCAUUGUUAAUAUUUUUCUGUGUUUUCUACUUAAAUAUACAUAUAUAUUUUUUCUUAAAAAAAGGUAUAAAGGAGUAGUGCUUCCAGUAAUGAUGGACUGUGUAAUUCGUACCAAUCCUAUCUCUGAGAUCAACAAGAAAAUCUGAAAAACAAAAUGUUUGAAGGCAUGAGGGAGCUGACAAGGCAGUGAAGAAUUACGGGGUCAGGAUGCUGGAGAAAGAAACUCAGAGAGGUGAGCCUGGCAUUUUGGGCCACUCUUCCUCUCAGGAGUGCCUGGUAAUUCUGGAAGAAGCACCUGAAAGGCUAAGAAGUGGGGCAUAGCCUUGCAGUUCAUGAGACUGCGGAUAUAAAAAUUGUAUGACAGGGCCUGCCAAAUAAAGGCAGCCUUGUGACACCCCCUAGUGUUUGUGUUGGGACCCAUAAGGGCAUAAGAAUAAGGGUUAGCUGCAAACAGAUCUGCCUCACAGGGACUAUAGCCCUCUUUUGAAUCAUUUUAAUCCCUGAUUGCUGGGAUCCCAGGCUACCAGCUAUAAAAAACACAAACCCAUUUUGGAUAAAGAUAAUAUCAUCUUUAUGGAUUUUUCUUAGAUCAUCUUUAUCCUUAAUUUAAAAAAAGAAGAAAAGUGAUAAGAAAAAAUCUGUGAAAGAACCAAAUAAUGGAAUCAUCAGAGACUUAAAAAUAACUUUGUUUAAUAUGUUCUGGAAAUAAAAGACCAGAUUGAGAAUUUUGGCAGAGAGCUGGGGGUCUUCUAGAACAGAAAAUACAAAAACUAAAGUUACGAACCCAAUGGAUGGCUUUAAUCUACUGCCAGAGAAAAAGAGAACGUUUCAAGAAAAAAAAAUGAGAUGAAUAGCUUGACAAAAACAGUGGAAGCCAGAAGAUAAUGAAAUGAUAACUUCAGAAUGCUAAAAGAACUUGACUAUAAAUCUAGAAUUUUAUACCUAGCAAAAAUGUGCUUCAGUACUGAAGGAGAAAUAAAGACAUUUUUAGAUAAAAACUGAGGGAAUUUGUUACUGGCAGACUUGAACUUAAAGGAAGUACUGAAGAACAUUUCUUUAGGAAGAAGGAAAAUGAUCCCAGAUGAAAGCCUGGAGAUACAGGGAGGAAUGUAGAACAACUAUAAAAGGGUAAACAUGAAUGAAUAAUAGCAGUAUAAAACAACAGUAAUAAGUGUUGUGGAUUUAUAUGUAAAGAGAGACAGAAUUAAAAUAUGAGCCUAACAAUUGUAUAGAAAUUAAGGGAGGGGUGCUAAUUUUAUUAUAUUUGGAUGCAUCAAGGAUAUGUAAUCUUUAUUAUACUCUAUAAGAUAACUAAGAGAAUACUAAAAUAAUGUUACAUGUGUCAAGGGUGUUAAAAAAUCAGCUCAGCAAAGGAACAUAAAAUGGUUGGAACAAGUAGAAGGGUUGUUUGUUAGUCUUUAUACAUAAAUAAAACCCUACUGCAUACUGUUUAGGAUACAGAGAGGGUGCAAGUUAAAGAAUGGACAAAAGAUAUGUCUCAAAGAUUGAUUAAGCAAAAGCCUGGUGUAGUCGUAUUAAUAUCAGACAACUUAUAUUUUAAGGUUAAAAAGAGGGUAAAUUCAUAAUUAAAAAUGAUUUUAUUUAUCAAGAAAAUGUAGCAACUCUAAAAUUUGUAUAAUCCAAUAACAAAAAGGAGAAAUAGUGAAUGCACAAUUAUAGUGGGACAUGUUAAUGCACCUCUGUGGGUAAUUGAUAGAACAAGAUGAGAGCAGAAGUAGAAACACUUAAGAGAGGAUCAACAAAGCUGCAGUUGGUUCUUUGAAUAGAAUUAAUAAAAUUGAUAAACUUUUGAUGAGACUGCAAAGAAGAAGGGGAAGGCCUUAGUAACCAAUCUUGAGUGAACAGCGUAUCAUUACAAUUCUCCCGACACCGAAAAACUCACAAGUGUGAGGGUAUUAUGAAGUACUUGAUGCCAAUGCAUUAGAAAUUUAGAUGAAGCAAACAUACUAUUCUACCACCUGUCAGUUUGUUGUGUUGUGGAUUGCACGUUGCUAUGGUACUGGAAGCUAUGCCACCAGUAUUUCAAAUAUCAGCAGGGUCACCCAUGGUGGACAGGUUUCAGUGGAGCUUCAAGAAUAAGAUAGACUAGGAAGAAAGGCCUGGCAAUCUACCUCCAAAAAUCACUAAAUGAAAACCCUAUGGAUCACAGUGUUCCAGUCUUCAACCCAUCAUGGUGGUGGUGCAGGUGGAAGCAGUGUUUCAUUCCAUUGUGUGUGGGGUCGCCGUGAGUCGGGCUGACUCAGUGUCAGUUAACAACAGCAGCAGAUAACCGGAGGACUGUACAAUGUUUGUGCGUUGGAAGACUCAGUAUUAUGAAGAUUUCAGUUUCCCCCAAAUUACUCGAUAGCUGUGCUGUCUAAAAUGGUAGCUAGUAGCCAUGUGUAGCUAUUAAAAAUCGAAAUUAAUUAAAAUUAAAAUUUAAAAAUCAGUUCUAGUCCACAUGUCAAUCAGAAAUAAAAUGGAUAAAUAAAUCAUCAUAUGUUCAUAGAGUGGAAUACUAUUAAACAAUGAUAGUGAACAGACUACAGCCUAUAGGUGUAACAUUAUGCAAACAAAGCCAUUUAUAUAAAGCUAAUACUAAUCUGGUUUUAGAAGUCAUGAUAGUGCUAACUUUCAGGGGAAGAGGAAGCAGGUAUCGACUGGGGUCAGGGUAUAGGGGUUUCUGGGAUGCUGGUUAUGAUUUUUUUUUUGCUAUGCAGGUUGUUCACUUUAUGAUAAUUUGAGCUUUAUACUUAUGGCUUUUACACUUUUUUUGUUUAUAUUACAGUAAAUAAGUUUAAACAUAGUAUAGGAUGAUUACAUUAAUAGUAAAAAUAGAAGCUAACAUUUAAAAAGUGCUUGUUGCGUGCCAGGUUUCAUUCUGAUUGUCUGCUUGUGAUAUCUCAUUUAAACCUGGGGGGACGGGGUUAGUAUGAUAUUAUUUUUGCUUCGUAGCUAGGGAAACUAAGGCUCGGAGUGGUUAAGUAAUUUGCUGUUCAAGGCCUUGGUCUUUUUACUGUUUGUUUAUAAGAACUCUUUGUAUAUUAAGGACCUCAGUUCUUUUCAUCCACAUUUAUAUUCCUUCCCAGUUUUUUUUUGACGUACAGAUUUAAACUCGGCCCCUCUCCUUUCUCCAUUGUUUGGCAUUUAGGUUUUCAAUUUCUUGCUAUUAUGAACAAUAAUAACCACCUUUGUGCACAUUAUUUCCAUAGGAUAAAUUCCUAGUUGUUUUUUUCUUAACUGAACAAAAUUGCUCCAUGUAAUUGAAUUGACUGAACUUAUUUUUCAGUAUGAGUAGUUGAAUAUUUUUAAAAAGUUAUCCCCAUCUAUCAUCUUAGGUACUCUAUCCUUUUAUUUAUUCAGCAACUAUUUAUUAAUGAUGUACUAUGGGUCGCUAUGAGUCGGAAUCGACUUGACGACAACGAGUUUGUUUUUUUGGUUUAUGGGUCAGUUGAGGACCUCAUGCUGUAAUGGAAGGAGACACAGAAGCUAAGGUCUGAAAGCAAUGCUAAGGGCAGGUGAUACUUAAGUUUUAGAGAUGGGACACUUGAGAUUUGCAUUUUAGAAAGGUCACUCUAACUAUCUUUUAAAAGAAAUAGGAAGUUUUAAUUGGGUAAAGACAGAAAGACCUAUUAGGAAUUUGUUUUAGUAAUCCAAGUGAAAAAUGCUACAGUGGAGAUGAAGAGGUUGUAUUUCAGUUUUCUAUAGGGUCACUAUGAGUUGGAAUCGACUCGAUGGCAACGGGUUUUCUUUUUUUUUAUAGGAGGUGGAAUCGGCAAGAUUGGGUGGGCUAUGGAGAAAAAGAACUCCAUCAUGACUCAGAUUUUUGACUCAGGAGGAGAGACUUCAGCAUGCAAACCUUCAUCUGUUCGGCUUGCACCGUCAUUUUCAUUCCAUGCUGCUGGCCUUCAGAUGGCUGGACAGAUGCCCCAUUCACAUCAGUACAGUGACCGUCGCCAGCCAAACAUAAGUGACCAACAGGUUUCUGCCUUAUCUUAUUCUGACCAGAUUCAGCAACCUCUAACUAACCAGGUGAUGCCUGAUAUUGUCAUGUUACAGAGGCGGAUGCCCCAAACCUUCCGUGACCCAGCAACCGCUCCCCUGAGAAAACUUUCUGUUGACUUGAUCAAAACAUACAAGCAUAUUAAUGAGGUUUACUAUGCAAAAAAGAAGCGAAGACACCAACAGGGUCAGGGGGACGAUUCCAGUCAUAAGAAGGAGCGGAAGGUUUACAAUGAUGGUUAUGAUGAUGAUAACUAUGAUUAUAUUGUGAAAAACGGAGAAAAGUGGAUGGAUCGUUACGAAAUUGACUCCUUGAUAGGCAAAGGUUCUUUUGGACAGGUUGUAAAAGCAUAUGAUCGCGUGGAACAAGAAUGGGUUGCCAUUAAAAUAAUAAAGAACAAGAAGGCUUUUCUGAAUCAAGCCCAGAUAGAAGUGCGGCUUCUUGAGCUCAUGAACAAACAUGACACUGAAAUGAAAUACUACAUAGUGCAUUUGAAGCGCCACUUUAUGUUUCGGAACCAUCUCUGUUUAGUUUUUGAAAUGCUGUCCUACAACCUCUAUGACUUGUUGAGGAACACCAACUUUCGAGGUGUCUCUUUGAACCUAACACGAAAGUUUGCACAACAGAUGUGCACUGCACUGCUUUUUCUUGCGACUCCAGAACUUAGUAUCAUUCACUGUGACCUAAAACCGGAGAAUAUCCUUCUUUGUAACCCUAAACGCAGUGCAAUCAAGAUUGUUGACUUUGGCAGUUCUUGUCAAUUGGGGCAGAGGAUAUACCAGUAUAUUCAGAGUCGCUUUUACCGGUCUCCAGAGGUGCUACUGGGAAUGCCUUAUGACCUUGCUAUCGACAUGUGGUCCCUCGGGUGUAUUCUGGUUGAAAUGCACACUGGAGAACCCCUGUUCAGUGGUGCCAAUGAGGUAGAUCAGAUGAAUAAAAUAGUGGAAGUUCUGGGUAUUCCUCCUGCUCAUAUUCUUGACCAAGCACCAAAAGCAAGAAAGUUCUUUGAGAAGUUGCCGGAUGGCACUUGGAACUUAAAGAAGACCAAAGAUGGAAAACGGGAGUACAAACCACCAGGAACCCGUAAACUCCAUAAUAUCCUUGGAGUAGAAACAGGAGGACCUGGUGGGCGCCGUGCUGGGGAAUCGGGUCAUACUGUAGCUGACUACUUGAAGUUCAAAGACCUCAUAUUAAGGAUGCUUGAUUAUGACCCCAAAACACGAAUCCAACCGUACUAUGCCCUGCAGCACAGUUUUUUCAAGAAAACAGCUGAUGAAGGUACAAAUACAAGUAAUAGUGUAUCCACAAGUCCGGCAAUGGAGCAGUCACAGUCUUCAGGCACCACCUCUAGUACAUCGUCAAGCUCAGGUGGAUCAUCGGGGACGAGCAACAGUGGGAGAGCGCGGUCGGACCCGACGCACCAGCACCGGCACAGUGGGGGGCACUUCACGGCCGCUGUCCAGGCCAUGGACUGUGAGACGCACAGCCCCCAGGUGCGUCAGCAAUUUCCGGCUCCUCUUGGUUGGUCAGGCACCGAAGCUCCUACACAAGUCACUGUUGAAACUCAUCCUGUUCAAGAAACAACGUUUCAUGUAGCUCCUCAACAGAAUGCAUUGCAUCAUCACCAUGGAAAUAGUUCCCAUCACCAUCACCAUCACCACCACCACCACCACCACCAUGGACAACAAGCCUUGGGUAACCGGACCAGGCCAAGGGUCUACAACUCUCCAACGAAUAGCUCCUCUACCCAGGAUUCUAUGGAGGUUGGCCACAGUCACCACUCCAUGACAUCCCUGUCUUCCUCAACUACUUCUUCCUCUACAUCUUCCUCCUCUACUGGUAAUCAAGGCAAUCAGGCCUACCAGAAUCGCCCAGUGGCUGCUAAUACCUUGGACUUUGGACAGAAUGGAGCUAUGGACGUUAAUUUAACCGUCUACUCCAAUCCCCGCCAAGAGACUGGCAUAGCUGGACAUCCAACAUACCAAUUUUCUGCUAAUACAGGUCCUGCACAUUACAUGACUGAAGGACAUCUGACAAUGAGACAAGGAAUUGAUAGAGAAGAGUCUCCUAUGACAGGAGUUUGUGUUCAACAAAGUCCUGUAGCUAGCUCGUGACUAAAUUGAAACUUGAGUUUGUUUCUUGUGUGUUUUUAUAGAAGUGGUGUUUUUUUCCAAAAACAAAGUGCAAAGCUGCUUGAAUCAGAAGGAGAUUAACACACUGAACCGCUACAAGAGGGCAGAGCUGACCCUUUCUUUUUUUUUUAAACUUGAAAAGAUUGCAGAGGGACAAUGAAGUUUUUUAAAGAGCCAUGUCCAAACCCAUCUUCAUGGAGAGCUCAGAGGUAGCACCUCUCCUUUUGCCUCACCUGUUUUAACUUGCCACAUCCCAGUCAUAGUGGGUUUUUUUGUCUUUCUAUUCAACAAAAGUUAAUGGUCAGAUGUUGGUCUUGGUCAUUUGCCAACUAAUUUUAAAAUAAAAAGGCACUGCACAUAAUUUGCAUCAAGGGCCCCGUAAGGGUGUUUUUUCCCCUUUUUUGUUUCUCCUUUCCCUGUUUUUGUUUUGUUUUGUUUUGGGUGGGGGUGGGCAGUUUGGGUUUUUAAGUCCUCUAAACACGCUUGGGCACGGAAAUGCAGUACUGUAGGGAAGAGGGACCUCCAGCUUACACAAACAUCAUCUUCAGCUGUACGAAAGGGACGGUUGUGUUGAAGUUUGUAAGGCACAGUAAGCAUGCUAAGUGGCGGGGAUCAGAACUCUCCUGUCUGAACCUACUGAGGAGCAAAGCAGCAAUUACGUGGGAUUCUGUGGGCCUCCUGUUUUUCGAGGCCGCAGGGAGAUAUAGUAAUGGAACAUGACUGGUCUCCUAACCAAGGUGCACUGAGAAGCAAUCAACGGGUCAGUCAUGGCCAGUCCUGGGGAGGUCUGAGUGGUGGUCUUUGGGAUAACCUUUGGCCUUAUGGAUUUGGACUCUAAAUUAGAAGAGCCUGCCAUUUCAGAUGCAAUCACUUUUGGACAUGCUUUUGCAGACAGUCCUUAAUGCUGAAAACACAGAGAAUGGGUAAUUCAAGAGGCCUUUCUUUUAAAAUAGACUUUUGUGACCCACUAAUUGUAAGGUAUUGCAAGGUCACUUUGCGUGUGUCAUAAAGUUGACUUCCUUAUUGGUUGAAGGUCACAGAAGUAGUGGUUUGCUUUGAUGAAAAUAGCUACAGCUGUGUCCCUUCCUGCUUUUUACUUUUUCUUUUGCUUUUUCUCGGCACGUGGUAUCUCCACCAUUUCUUCUGCACAAAGAUGUCUUCUGUUCAUCCUGAACAUUUUUAAAAAAAUGCAGAAUUUUAUGUGACUGCUUUUUUGCCUCACAAUUAUGCUGUGAAUUUUACAAAAAUUUAUUUUCUUUUUUGAUAAUUUAUUGUACCAAAGCUGUUUUUAUAGCACAUAGAUGUCUGUAACCAAUAAUGUAGCAGUUCUGCACUUUGACACAAGGUGUAACUAGACCAUUUUUAAAUGUCAGUUGAAAAUUAUGGCUGUACUAUUGCUUAAACAAAACUGGAACUGUUGUUGAAUCCAUAGCCAAUACAUUUACAGCAAUCUGUGUACUGAACAUAAUAGAUUGACAUCUAACUCAAGAUUACAACAUCUGUUAAACAUUAUAAAUGUGUUCAGGCUUCCGAAGGGAAAGGGACACUGGAUCCAGAAGCUGUGGAACCAGCAGUUGAUCCUUGUAUUCCUGAUUAACCUACUUGUAAACUUGAAAGCAAGACCUUGAUUGCACAAACAGGUCCCGAAUAUGAGCACGAGUAAAGCCGAACUCUCACGCACGACCUGAAGGUAACAGGCUGGUAUUUAACAGGUGCCUAGUUUUGAGAUUAUGCUGCCUUAAUGUAACACAGUCUGGCAGUUGCUAAAUUUGUGUUCCCAUUUUUAAAUUGACCAAUUUUAGGGAGUUAUACUUUUGAGUGGUUGAAUUGGGAGAAUGGAGAGAAGUAAUUUUACCUGUCCAGGAUCAAAAGAAGCCUAGAAAAGCAGCAGUUAUCUACCUCUGCCAAUAAACCCUGUUCAGAACAACUCAGCAGAACACCACAUUACUUUUUACUGGUCAAUUCCAUGUGGCUGACAAGGUCCAGUUUUUCUGAACAAAAGAAGGUUUUUAUAUGUAACCAGUGACAAAAAGAAAGGCUUAAAACUAUGUAAAUGUGAAUGGAAACUUGGAAAUAUCCGUUUUCAUAAACCACAGAAUUUUUUGUUGUUAAUCAGGAAAUCCAUAUUUAUUUUGUAAUUAAAUGUCAAGCCUGUGGAUGAUUUUUGAACUUGGUGGUUCAUAAAGGUUUACAGUAAAUAAAAGGAUAUCAUUUUGAGUAUAGCAAUAUCAAAAGGAAUUCAGUAGUUACUGCUGUUGAGGAAUAUAAGGUUCAGAUAUUAUAUGGGUCAGGUCAUUUUUUUCUGUGCUGGUUGCCACAUCUUAGUAAGCACCAAAAACAAAAGCAGUUUUUAAACCGAUAUUUACAUAAAGAAAAUCAUACAUACAAUCCACUGCUUCUGCAUACUGUGUUAUGUUACAGUCCAGUUUUGUGUGCUUUACUACACAGUUUGGUUACAGGACUUCUGUGCAUUGUAAACAUAAACAGCAUGGAAAAGGUUAAAUACCUGUGUUCAGAUUGUAAGAUCUAGUCCGGACUUGCUGUGUAUAUUGUAACGUUAAAUGAAAAAAGAACCCCCCUUUGUAUUAUAGUCAUGCGGUCUUAUGUAUGAUAAACAGUUGAAUAAUUUGUCCUCAGAGUCUUUACUAUGCUUUUUUAAAAUUAAGAAAAAUGUAAACAUAGUUAAAAAUAUCUUCCUAUGCAA
This is a messenger RNA of Trichechus manatus latirostris (Florida manatee), 15176 nucleotides long. It is a transcript of the gene DYRK1A, whose product is annotated as dual specificity tyrosine phosphorylation regulated kinase 1A. Gene Ontology annotation, molecular function: protein serine/threonine/tyrosine kinase activity; ATP binding; transcription coactivator activity. Lineage: Eukaryota; Metazoa; Chordata; Mammalia; Sirenia; Trichechidae. Gene Ontology annotation, biological process: peptidyl-serine phosphorylation; positive regulation of DNA-templated transcription; peptidyl-threonine phosphorylation. The record is from RefSeq and is a predicted model, not a curated record. Bases 10130 to 12454 code for a protein of 774 amino acids. Gene Ontology annotation, cellular component: nucleus. The transcript has 13 exons.